AUGGCAUCCAACCGAGAAUUCGACAUCGUCCUCCUAGGCCCUACUGGCUACACUGGUAAACUCUGCGCAGAGCACAUUGUCAAGUCUCUCACGACGAAUCUGAAAUGGGCUUUGGCGGGUCGUUCUUUGCAAAAGGUUGAGGGAGUUGCAAAGGAGCUCAAGGCUUUGAACCCUGACCGCUCAGAACCAGAAAUACUGGCCGUUCAACUCACGGCAGAGGAAUUGGGCCCUCUGGCUCAGAAGACCAAGCUCAUCAUUAACUGCAUUGGCCCGUACCAUUUGUACUCGACCCCAGUGGUUGAGGCAUGCGCCAAAAACGGAACCCAUUAUGUCGAUGCUACUGGAGAGACCCCUUGGGUCAAGUCGAUUAUCGAAAAGUACCAUGAAACCGCCAAAUCAAACGGUGCCAUUUUGAUCCCGUCUGUUGGUGUUGAGAGCGCCCCUGCGGACAUAUUGACCUGGUCCGUUGUGAAGCGAGUUCGUGAGGACCUUUCUACCCAUACGAAAGAAGUAACCUGCGCUAUUGAGGAGAUGAAGACCUCCGGAGCUAGCGGUGGUACUCUCAAUACCAUUCUGACCAUAUUUGAUUCCCUUUCGUUCUCUGACCUGAUUAAGUGGGCCAAUCCUUUUGACCUUGCUGCCGGCCCACCACCGAAGAACCUGCCUAGCGAACCAAUUCUUGCAAAGCUAUCAGGAGUCCGGUCUGUUCGGGACCUCGGUACUCUUACAACCUCCCCGUCCGGGCUUGCCGACAUUACUAUCGUGCACCGUAGCAGCACAUUGAUGCCUGAGUUCUAUGGACCGCAAUUCUUUUUCAGACAAUUCAUCCAUGUGAGGAACGCAUUCAUUGGUGUUCUGUUCCACAUCGGCUUUUUGAUCGGCCUGGGUCUUCUCAUCAUACCCCCAGUCCGGACACUGUUGAGAAGAUAUAUCUAUGCUCCAGGCAAUGGACCCCGGAUGGAGGAUUCAGUCAACGACCUGGUCGAGUACCGCGCCAUAGCAACGGCUGACCAGAAUGUUCCCGCACCCAAGCGCGUGUUUGGAAAGUUGAAAUACCACGGAACCAUGUAUGUCUUUACCGGACUGUUGCUGGCGGAGGCAGCAAUGGUGAUCUUGGAAAAUGAGGAGAAGGUGAAGAAGGUUUCCCGCAGCGGUAUUGUGACUCCGGCGACAUUGGGACAGGAGUUUGUCGAUCGUCUGGACAAGGUUGGGUGCCAGAUUGAGACCAAGGUGUUCGAAUACUGA
Molecule: messenger RNA, 1245 nt
Organism: Aspergillus wentii DTO 134E9
Lineage: Eukaryota; Fungi; Ascomycota; Eurotiomycetes; Eurotiales; Aspergillaceae
Exons: 5
Coding region: 1-1245 (414 amino acids)
Biological process (GO): glycolipid biosynthetic process
Cellular component (GO): plasma membrane; lipid droplet; mitochondrion
Source: RefSeq, a predicted model, not a curated record